AUGGCAUUCAAGUUUGUAUUCGCAUUCGCUUUCGUCGCUGUAGCUAGCGCUGGCUAUCUACCCGCUGCUCCAGUUUACCACGCCGCACCAGCCGUCGCCGUGCACGCAGCACCUGUGGCUGUAGCCCAAAAAGUCGUUGUGAAAUCGGAGGAAUACGAUCCUCAUCCUCAAUACAAAUUCUCUUAUGGCGUUGAUGACAAACUCACCGGUGAUUCCAAGAGCCAAGUGGAGGAACGUGAUGGUGAUGUGGUUCAUGGUGAAUACUCUCUGAUUGAUGCUGAUGGUUACAAACGCACUGUUCAGUACUCUGCUGAUCCCAUCAAUGGUUUCAACGCCGUCGUGAACCGUGAACCUCUCGUAAAAGCUGUUGCCGUCGCUCCAGUUGUUAAAACUGUUGCUCCAGUUGCCCACUACGCUGCUCCAGUUGCUCACUAUGCCGCGCCAGUUACUCACUACUCAGCCCCCGCCGUAGUCAAGACUGUUGCCCCCGUAGCUCAUUAUGCUGCCCCUGCUCCAGUAUACCACGCCGCACCUGCCGUCGCCGUGCACGCAGCACCUGUGGCUGUAGCCCAAAAGGUUGUUGUGAAAUCGGAGGAAUACGAUCCUCAUCCUCAAUACAAAUUCUCUUAUGGCGUUGAUGACAAACUUACCGGUGAUUCCAAGAGCCAAGUGGAGGAACGUGAUGGUGAUGUGGUUCAUGGUGAAUACUCUCUCAUUGAUGCUGAUGGUUACAAACGCACCGUCCAGUACACUUCGGAUCCCGUGAACGGUUUCAACGCCGUCGUGAACCGUGAACCUCUCGUAAAAGCUGUUGCCGUCGCUCCAGUUGUAAAGACUGUUGCCCCAGUUGCCCACUACUCCGCUCCAGUUGCCCACUAUGCUGCUCCUGCUGUUCACUACGCUGCUCCAGUUGCUCACUACUCAGCUCCUGCUGUGGUCAAGACUGUUGCUCCCGUAGCUCAUUAUGCUGCCCCAGUGGCUCACUACGCCGCACCAGCAGUCAAUUACCAUCACUAA
Bactrocera tryoni is the source of this 1017-nucleotide messenger RNA. Its product is annotated as cuticle protein 18.6-like. NCBI's taxonomy places the organism in Eukaryota, Metazoa, Arthropoda, Insecta, Diptera, Tephritidae. The record is from RefSeq and is a predicted model, not a curated record. The transcript is spliced from 3 exons. Gene Ontology annotation, cellular component: extracellular matrix. Bases 1 to 1017 code for a protein of 338 amino acids.